Molecule: messenger RNA, 1170 nt
Organism: Zasmidium cellare ATCC 36951
Lineage: Eukaryota; Fungi; Ascomycota; Dothideomycetes; Mycosphaerellales; Mycosphaerellaceae
Exons: 1
Coding region: 1-1170 (389 amino acids)
Source: RefSeq, a predicted model, not a curated record
AUGUCCGACACCAAACUCCCCCGAGCCCCCAAGUUCCCUACCCACAACGCUCCACGAGUCUGGUUCUUGACCUGUGCCAACAGCCCCAUUGGCAUCUCGCUGUGCAGACACUUGCUAGCCCACGGCGACUACGUGACUGCUGGAGUACAGCCCGUGGAGUUCGAGAAGGAGGCCGAGAGAAGCCAGGACUUCAAGGACUUUCUGGAAGAGUUGGCAUCCCCGGCGGCCGUCAAUGCGAGCGUUGAAGAUGGGAGUAGGAGGGAGAGCUUUAGUGGGAAGGACAAGGGCAAAGCCGAGAAGCAGGAGCGCGAGAAAGAGCUAUGGCGGAGUCGCCUUCGGGUCGUGGCUCUAGACGUGAGGGUCAUGGGACAAUGCCAGUCAGCCGUCGCUGAAGCUGUGCGAUGCUUUGGCCGCAUCGACAUCCUCUUCUGUGCUCACUCCGAAGUCGUUGUAGGAACGGUCGAGGAGUUGUCCCAAAGCCCUCGAACUUUGAGUCUGGUCAAGGAUCAAUUCGACACCAAUUUCUUCGGACCUGUCAAUGCUAUCAAGGCCACGCUGCCCAUUUUCCGAUCCAAGAAGAAUGGACACAUUUUGCUGCUAACUGCCAUCACCGGACAUCUAGGUACACCGGGGCUCAGCAUGUACUGUGCCAGUCAAUGGGCUAUCGAAGGGUACUGCGACAGUCUAGCUUAUGAGAUCGCACCAUUCAACAUCAAGAUGACCAUCGUGCAACCGAAUAUGGAAGUCAACGUUUUGACACAUCGCAUCACUUCGGCUCCGCCCAUGGCAUGCUACACCGAGGAGAACAAUCCAGCACCACUUUCACGGAAUAUUCUGUCAUCACUACUGGACAGAAUCGAUGGAUCCUCUGAACCAGUAACAGGAGAUCAGCUGCAUUCGAACGAGGUAACCAGUCUCUACCCUCCCCUCAGCAAGGGCAUGAAAGAACGUCUGGUGGCCGAGACUGUCCAUGCAGUGGCUGCCAUUGGUGGGCAUGACAAUCCUCCAGCAAGGCACAUUGUAGGCGUCGAAGGCGUUACGACCGUCAAGGAGAAGUUGAAGACUGUCAGCGAAGAACUGGAAGAAUUCGUCGAAUGCAGUGCCGCCGUUGAUAUCGAAAAAGCAGAAGAUACGCAGACGCCGUCGCAGAUGGUUCCUCUCAAUAGCUGA